AUGUCAGCGUCAAGUAAGAACCCAGAAACCAUCACCAUUGUUCGGCAAAUUGAAGUGAAGGUACCUUGGUGCGACGAGUUUGAGAAGAUGAUCAGCGGAAUGUGCUUCCGAAGCUCCAAGGACCUUGAACUCGUUCAGUACAAGGUCGACGUGAUGAGGAGACUGCAGACAUUUAACGAUGCAACUAUUCUCGACAACGCUACGCUUGCCUCACUGGCAUCGCGGCGAAUGCAGGUGGCCAAGGGGAUGCUAGGGAAGCUUGGCACAAAUGUGAACAUCGAGCCGCCUUUCUUUGUCACCUGGGGCUGCAACCUUUUCAUAGGUGACGGUGUUUAUAUAAACCGCAGGUGA
Messenger RNA from Colletotrichum spaethianum, 351 nucleotides. RefSeq names its product putative acetyltransferase YJL218W. Gene Ontology annotation, molecular function: acetyltransferase activity. Lineage: Eukaryota; Fungi; Ascomycota; Sordariomycetes; Glomerellales; Glomerellaceae. Bases 1 to 351 code for a protein of 116 amino acids. The transcript has 2 exons. The record is from RefSeq and is a predicted model, not a curated record.